UGCGCGGCGGGCAGUGCGGCGAGUGGAGAUCUCACGGGAGGAAGAGGAAUAUGACGGCAUCAUCGGAUCUUUUUCUUGUCGAGCUGUGAUCCACCGACCGCGCGCGAAUCUAACCGUGCUAACGUGAAGCUCAACAAACUCACACGCCGCCGUCUGAAAUCACAUUAGACGCACUUACGACGACAUAAGUAAAGUCGACUACAUAUGACCGAAAGUUAGGUGUGACAUCGCGCUUUCUUUCGUCUUCGCCGGAGGUCUUUGCGAAAGAAACAGCGAGGACAGCAUCCCUCGCGCGCUGUUUGUGGAAUUUUUUGGCGACACGAGGAGUAGAAUUCGACGCCGGGAUGGAAUUCGUCAACAACGGCACGCUCGCCGCUGCGAGCAACGCGACGGAGCCGCAGACGUGCAACCUGACGACGAUGGGCGAAGCGAACUUUCUCGAGUGUUCGCUGGGACUGCGAUACCCGCUCGUCACGCGCACGAUGCCGAUCACCGUCAUCUACAGCGUCAUCUUCGUGACGGGAAUCUUCGGCAACGUGAGCACGUGCGUCGUCAUCGCUCGCAACAAUCACAUGCACACGGCCACCAACUGCUACCUGUUCUCGCUCGCCUGCUCCGACAUCAUGAUCCUGCUUCUGGGCAUGCCGUUUGACAUCUACGUCACCUGGGAGCAGUACCCGUGGACGUUCGGUACGGCACUCUGCUUCAUGAAGGGCUUCCUCCUCGAGAUGACCACCAACGCAUCCAUCCUCUGCAUCACGGCCUUCACCGUCGAGCGCUACGUCGCCAUCUGCCACCCGAUCUGGGCGCACACGCUCUCGAAGAUCUCUCGCGCCGUGAAGAUGAUCACGAUGAUCUGGCUCGUCGCCUGCGCCGUCGCCAUCCCGCACGGCUACAUCAACGAGGUCAACUACCUGCAGGACGACGCUGGCAAAGACAUCAGCGCGUCGUCAUGGUGCGCUGUUGAUUUCCAGAGCAGCGACAAUGCUCAGCGGCAGCUCCUGCUCGUGCUCUUCGCGUUCUUCUUCUUCUUCUUGGUGCCGAUGAGCAUCAUCGCCGUGCUGUACGUGCGCAUCGGUCUCGUGCUCAGUAACUCCGGCCUCGUGCGACAGAACAGCGACGACAAGACGCCCAGCAACCGCGAGGCGAGAAAGGCCGUCAUCAAGAUGCUAGAAACUUUCGCAUCCAUCGGAAACCUCGGCACCAAAAUUUUUAAGAUCGCCAAAUCCGUCAUGCGGCAGCACACGCCGGCACUCAAAGCCAUUGCGACGGCUGCGGUGUUAGAACAAAGCCAAGGCAACCAAAGCACUGCCGCGCACCAGCUGUAA
Molecule: messenger RNA, 1328 nt
Organism: Priapulus caudatus
Lineage: Eukaryota; Metazoa; Priapulida; Priapulimorpha; Priapulimorphida; Priapulidae
Product: neuropeptides capa receptor-like
Exons: 3
Coding region: 345-1328 (327 amino acids)
Biological process (GO): neuropeptide signaling pathway
Cellular component (GO): plasma membrane
Molecular function (GO): neuropeptide receptor activity
Source: RefSeq, a predicted model, not a curated record